Messenger RNA from Heterocephalus glaber (naked mole-rat), 2085 nucleotides. It is a transcript of the gene Dus2, whose product is annotated as dihydrouridine synthase 2. Gene Ontology annotation, molecular function: flavin adenine dinucleotide binding; tRNA binding; tRNA dihydrouridine synthase activity. Lineage: Eukaryota; Metazoa; Chordata; Mammalia; Rodentia; Bathyergidae. Gene Ontology annotation, cellular component: cytoplasm. The record is from RefSeq and is a predicted model, not a curated record. Gene Ontology annotation, biological process: tRNA dihydrouridine synthesis.
CGAGGCGAGCGGCGCACACUCCCAACGGCUCAGCGUGAGGCGUGCGGGCUGGUUGAACUCUGGCCUCCGCGCUGAGACUAGCAAUGGUCCAGGUUUCACAAGCAUUAGUCGCCGGGGACUCCGACGCCUUCUUUGUGACUGUUCCUGCCGCCGCUGUAGGGCCCGCGGAAUGCGCACUACUGGCAGAGGGUGCUCAGGCUUGCCGACUGCCAGCUCCCGUCUGUGCAUCAGAAGUAACCGAGAGAUCUAGCAGAGGAGGAAUGAUUCUGAAUAACCUUUCUCUGUGCUACCAGAACAAACUCAUCUUAGCCCCUAUGGUUCGGGUCGGGACUCUCCCAAUGCGGCUGCUGGCCCUGGAUUAUGGAGCGGACAUUGUUUACUGUGAGUGCAGAGGCAUCAAACCUAGGGCCUUGAGCAUGCUGGAGCUGAUUGAUCUCAAGAUGCUUCAGUGCAAAAGAGUUGUCAAUGAGGUGCUCAGCACAGUCGACUUUGUUGCCCCUGAUGAUCGAGUCGUCUUCCGUACCUGUGCAAAAGAACAGAACAGGGUGGUCUUUCAGAUGGGCACUUCAGAUGCAGAGCGAGCCCUUGCUGUGGUCAGGCUUGUAGAAAAUGAUGUAGCUGGUAUUGACGUCAACAUGGGCUGUCCAAAAGAAUAUUCCACCAAGGGAGGAAUGGGAGCGGCUCUGUUGUCAGACCCUGACAAGAUCGAGAAGAUCCUCGGCACGCUUGUCAGAGGGACACGCAGACCUGUGACCUGCAAGAUUCGCAUCCUGCCAUCACUAGAAGAUACCCUGAGCCUUGUAAAGCGGAUAGAGAGGACUGGCGUUGCUGCUAUUGCAGUUCAUGGGAGGAAGCAUGAGGAGCGGCCUCAGCACCCUGUCCACUGUGAAGUCAUCAAAGCCAUUGCUGGAACCCUGUCCAUUCCUGUCAUAGCCAAUGGAGGAUCUCAUGACCACAUACAGCAGCAUUUGGACAUAGAGAACUUCCGACAAGCCACAGGUGCCUCUUCAGUGAUGGUGGCCCGAGCUGCCAUGUGGAACCCAUCUAUCUUUCUCAAGGAUGGGCUGCGUCCCCUGGAAGAGGUCAUGCAGAAGUAUAUCAGAUAUGCAGUGCAGUAUGACAACCACUACACCAACACCAAGUACUGUUUGUGUCAGAUGCUACGCGAACAGUUGGAGUCGCCCCAGGGAAGGUUGCUCCAUGCCGCCCAGUCUUCCCAGGAAAUUUGUGAGGCCUUUGGCCUUGGUACGUUCUACAAGGAGACCACACAGGAGAUAGAUGCCCGGAGGGUUGAGCUCUUGGCCAAGACUCCAGAAGAGGUUGGGGAGCCAGCUGAAGAUACCUCUGGUGUCAUUAAGAUGGCUGUCAAAUUUGAUCGGAGAGCAUACCCACCCCAGAUAACCCCGAAAAUGUGCUUGCUGGAGUGGUGCCGCAGAGAGAAGUUAGCACAGCCUGUGUAUGAAACGGUUCAACGACCUGUGGAUCGCCUAUUCUGCUCUGUUGUCACGAUUGCAGAACAAAAGUACCAGUCUACCUUAUGGGACAAGUCCAAGAAACUAGCGGAGCAGACUGCAGCCAUCGUCUGUCUGCGGAGCCAGGGCCUCCCUGAGGGUCAGCUGGGUGAGGAGAGCCCCUCGCACAAGCGCAAGUGGGAGGCCCCUGCCCAGGACCCUGGGGGCCCCAGAACUCAGAAGCCAGUACCACCUGGAGAGCUAUGCAAGAAGCCCUUUUCAACCUUGGACAAUGGUGAAGAGAGCCCCCUGGAAGGCUGGUGACUACUAGUACUGUCCCUGGUCUGGUGAUUCACUCCAUGGACUUAGCUCUAAGAUGGUCUUGGGUGCCAGAGGAUGAACCAGAUGCCACUGGACAAUUCACUGGCAGGAGUUACGGGUCCAGGUCCAGGCCAUUAGCCUGAAGCACAGGCCAAGGAAUACCCCAGGGUAGAUCCCUUCUCCCCUGGUGGGUCUGAGUUAUAGAACCAAGUUUCCAGCAACCUGAGUAUAUUUUUGAAAACAGGAAGCUUUUCAAGUAACACCUCCUCAACCUGAUUUUGGUACAGUGCAAUAAAGAUACUCCCUAACCUCA